UAAAAAAAAACAUCUUUGAAUACUGAAACAAAAGAAAAUGCAUUAGACUGUAAUAAGAGUGAUACACUCAGAGGCUGCAGUAUUGAGCAUAUAGACAUAAAGCUAAGUAUGUCUAUGGAUUGAUUGAAGAUUGUUACUAAGAAAAUUAAAGAAAUAUAGCUUUGAGAAGUUCUGUAUAAAAUGGAAAUAAGAUCUGUUCAAAUGGAGAAAAAAGCACAACAAAAAUGUCACCUAAACAUAGAAACAUUAAGGAGGGACAGGGAAAUGACAUGGGAAGAGAGAAUGAAUUUUUUGAUGCCAAAAAUGAUGAUAGGAAUGGAAAAGGAUUUAUAUGAAGUUGUAGAAGAUGAUGACCAAGAGCAGAAAUCGAGCAAGAAGGCAAAUUUACAGAGUUCAGAGAUCAAGAAGGCACUGGAAAUCACUCCUGAAAAGAAGACAUCUAAGAAAAACAGUGUCCUGCCAAAAAAGAAGAAGAAGGAACAGCCUUUGACUUCCACUGCUUUAUACAUCACACAGACAGAUCUUCUGGAGAAUACUCCGGAUGUUUCCUCCAUUCACAAUUCAGGGAAAAGGCGUAAUGAAUGUCAAUGGUUGAGUAAUCCAAUCCAUUUAACAGUGUCCAAACCAGUAACCAAAUUUAACCACUUAACAAGUACACCAAACUGUUCUAGGAAAGAACAUUUGGAGAUGGAUUUAUCAGCUAUUCAGCCUUUGCUGCAGGAUGAUGAAUUACAUAUUCAUGCUUCCACAAUGGUGAAUUCCAUGGAGAUUGUUCCACUACAUGAUAGCAUAGAUCUUCCUCCUCCACUAGAUACGGAGCAUGUUUUGGAGUUAAAUAAGAAAUCUGAUGAGAAGGACAGAGGCAAAGCAAAAGUACCAAAGGAUCAUAUAAAAGAAAAAGUGGCUCAAGUUCAAACAAAACACAGGGAAAUCUUCAAAUUCAAAACAAAAGUCUCAGAAAUUGUACACAAAGCCAUGGAAAUUGCCAAAGGGAAUGGGAAAAGAGAGACUGAUUCAGGUGAUGGAAGGCAUGAGGAGGAGGGGGAUGUUUUGGAGGGUGUGGACAAAGCACAGGAAAAGACUAGUUUGGAUAGAAAGCAUAAACUGUCUGGUAGUGCUUGUGAUCAACUGAAUAUUUUGGAAUAUGAUAAAGAGCAUAAUAUUGAAGAGAAAGCUGAAAAUAAUUUGGCUGUUCUUUCGAAAAAUGAAUCAAGUCACAGUUUAAAUGAAAGCAAGCAGAGAAGGUUGUCUUUUAAAGACUUGAGUAUACACAAAGAAUUUGAUUUUGAGGCAGACGAUGAAGUAAUGAAUGAAUCAGCUGACUGCUACAUCCCAAAUGACUUUGUGCAAAGUGGAUGUAAUGUGAAAAGUAAGCAAGACAACUAUUCUGGAAGCAGAGGUAGAAGCAAAAAUGUCAGUGGUAUUUCAAAUGAAGUUAGAUCUGAACAGCAAAAUAUGGUACAAAGUAAAAUAGGCACAGACAAUGCAAAAAGAAGUGAUACUAAAAACAGAUUGGUGAGAAGUUCAUUCUUUGGAAAUGUACACUCUUCCAAAUUAAACAAAAUUAGGAAACGACUGAAUGAUGAAAGAAGGUCUGUUCCAGAGGAUAGUUUGUGUUCAUGGAAAUGUUUCCUAAAGAAACAUUCAGUAGUCAAGAAGCAUGUUUACUAUGGACCUGUUGAUAGGUCUAAAGCAGAAGUUGAUGACAUUUUAAAGAACUUUUUGAGUGUAACAUGUUGAAGAUACCACUUAGAGUGACAAUUUACAGUCUCCAACAUAGGAUUGGCUUUCCUUCAAUGUACCGUACUGCACAUGCUCAGAGUAAGUUAGCCUGGGGUAUGUUUGACACUUAUAGAAAUAUUUCUUCAUUUCAUCCAGUUGUGAUUUUCUUAUCCAUCAGAUUGACUGUGAUAUUGGUAUGGGAAGAAUAGGUUUUACAUAUGUAUUGUCAAAUAAAUAUGCUUGUAUAAAGGCCAAUAAAUAGAGCCAGAGAAUAUUCAACUGAGAGUUAUAAAUACUGUAAAUAAAUAUUGUAAAUGUACACAAUAUUGUUGUGUAUUUCAAAGUAGUUGAUCUGGAAAUACAGAGGUUAAGUAUAUAUUCAUUAAUGUGAUUGAGAAGGUUCUAUUUAUGUAUUAUUUAUUUUGUCAUAUUUGUAUUGUAUAUAAUUUGAUUUCUGGUAGCUCUGUUGUUGUCAAGACUGUCCAAGAGCUAGUUACAGAGAUUAUAUUCAUGAUGUCAUGGAGAAUCUUACCCCCCUCCCAAAAAAAGAAAAAGAUAAUAAAAAUUUUUUCUUGUCUAUUUUCCUCAUUUAAAGUUUAAAUGCUGUGUGUACAUGUAUGAGAUAAAUGAUGCUAGCAAUUUUGGUUUUGUACUACAUGUACUGACUUUUUUGAGAUAGAAGUAAAGUUUAUAACCAGAGAGUGUAUGAUAGGCACAGGAGAACUUUAUUGGUUUUAAGUUCAUAGU
Molecule: messenger RNA, 2469 nt
Organism: Saccostrea cuccullata (small rock oyster)
Lineage: Eukaryota; Metazoa; Mollusca; Bivalvia; Ostreida; Ostreidae
Exons: 11
Coding region: 181-1740 (519 amino acids)
Source: RefSeq, a predicted model, not a curated record